Cladocopium goreaui is the source of this 294-nucleotide messenger RNA. NCBI's taxonomy places the organism in Eukaryota, Dinophyceae, Suessiales, Symbiodiniaceae. The record is from the annotation of a GenBank genome assembly.
AUGGUGAUGAAUUUUUUGUCAGAUGGCGCCCACCAAUGGACUGUCCUCCAUGGCGGUUCAAGCAGUGACGUGUGUCUCUAUGAUUGCCUUGAGGUAGAUACUUCGGGCAACAUUUUCGUUGGUGGGUACACUUCCAGCACUGACCUCGACGGCCAAAGCAACGCCGGCGGCGACGACGUCAUGGUGAUGAAAUUCCAGGGCCCUACAACGACCACGACCCAGACGACUGUGACUUUGACCACCACCACCAGUCACUUGUCCUAUAGUUUGACCAACCAUGGCCACCCACCAUGA